This is a messenger RNA of Euleptes europaea (tarantolino), 1216 nucleotides long. Its product is annotated as zinc finger and SCAN domain-containing protein 2-like. Bases 1 to 1215 code for a protein of 404 amino acids. NCBI's taxonomy places the organism in Eukaryota, Metazoa, Chordata, Lepidosauria, Squamata, Sphaerodactylidae. The record is from RefSeq and is a predicted model, not a curated record. The transcript has a single exon.
AUGGAGGAGAAAAUAUACCAAUGUGUAUAUUGCGGGAAGUCCUUCAAUGCUCACUUUAAACUCAUUAGACAUCAUCGAAUCCACACGGGGGAGAAACCGUACAAGUGUUUGGAUUGCGGUAAAAGCUUUGACCAGAAGGGAAACCUUAUUGCACAUUCAAGAAUCCACACGGGAGAGAAACCAUAUGCGUGCUCAGAUUGUGGGAAAAGCUUCAGCCAUAAAGGAAGCCUUGUUUUGCAUGUGAGAAUCCACACAGGAGAGAAACCCUACAACUGCCCCGACUGUGGGAAAAGCUUCAGCCGGUCAGGGUCCCUUAAAGAACAUGAGAAAACCCACACAGGAGAGAGACCGUAUACAUGUUUAGACUGUGGAAGGAGCUUCCGAAAAAUCUCUGAGCUCACAACACAUCACAGAUUCCACACAGGAGAGAAACCAUAUAAAUGUUCAGGCUGUGAAAAAUCCUUUAGUACGAGCUCUAAUCUCAUUGCUCAUCAGAGAACCCACACAGGAGAGAAACCAUAUAAGUGCUCUGAAUGCGGGAAGAGGUUCAGUCAGGCUGGGAACCUGAAGGAACACGAGAGAACUCACACUGGCGAGAAACCCUAUAGAUGCCCAGAAUGUGGGAAAAGCUUCAGACAAAUCUCUUACUUUAUUAAACAUCACCAAAUACAUCUUGCCGAGGAGGGAAUGCGCAUGGAAGAAAAACCACACAAAUGCUCUGACUGCGGUAAAGGGUUUGGUGAGAAAGCCAGCCUCAUUAGGCACCAGAGAAUCCACACGGGAGAGAAACCCUUCCAGUGCUCAGACUGUGGAAAAAGUUUCUGUUUGAAGUCCAACCUUGUUGUACAUGUGAGAAUACAUACAGGGGAGAAACCCUACAAAUGCUCAGAGUGCGGAAAAAGCUUCAACCAGACAUCAAGCCUUCAUAACCAUGAGAGAACCCACAAAGGGGAGGAACCCUAUAAAUGCUUAGUGUGUGGGAAAAGCUUCAACCGGCCGUCGCAGCUUAAAGCCCAUGAGAGAACCCACACUGGAGAGAAGCCAUACAAGUGCUUGGAAUGUGGGAAGGGCUUUAUUUACAACCAUCACCUUGUCAGACAUCAGAGAAAUCACACUGGAGAGAAGCCAUAUCAGUGCUCUGAGUGUGGGAAAGGAUUUGGUCUGAAAUCGACUCUUAUUAAGCACCAAGACAUUCACAUGAGAGAGAAACCAUAGC